AGAUUUAGUCGAGCAACUUCGAACUUUACAACUCUCCUUGAACCAUCGCUGCAUCCGGAUCCACUCAUUCUCACAUUGCCAACAUGUCUUCACCACGACCAACCUCCCCAGUCAACUCUCCUUCCACCGGCUCGAGCACUGCUCGUCCCUCUUCUCCAAAGCCACCAGGUGGACCAGCGACUGCAAUCCGACGGAAAGCUGCGCAGGACAGAGCGGACAAGCUGGCAAACUCGCGACCAACAUCGACACGUGCCGCAGGUGCUGGUGGCAGCUCUAGCACUAUGCUGAGGCUAUACACGGAUGAGUCUCCUGGUCUGAAGGUUGACCCUGUUGUUGUGAUGGGACUGUCGAUCGGCUUUAUCAUCAGUGUGGUCAUCCUUCACGUACUCGCAAAACUCAUGAAGAGAUUCUCAUAAUAGAAAGAUUAAUGAAAUGGUGGAGAUGGAGGGGAGGACAGACAACGCUCGAUCACAAAGGAUACCAGCCAGCAAGCGAGCAAACACGUAUACCAUUGCACGAAGUGACGUGCUCUGGAAGAGAGCAUACAUGGCUAAGGGCGGGCUUUCAAUGCAUCUCUUAUAGCGACAUUCCCAAAUCCGAUAUAUCAGAGCGCAGGCAUGGUCUUAAAAGUUGUGUACGCAAUUUGGGUCAUGGUAGGGGCUUUCAUGUGUAUUAUAGGGCUCUCACCUUGAUGGCGCGCCAAAUUUAAUUUUGUUGCAUGAAAAUGUUACUGUUGAACAUACGAAACGUUCUGGAUGCUUCAUAACAUCCUAGUACAUCGAUACGAGCCCGUUAUUGGAUGACGAAUCGACUCUUGACAAAUGUAAAGACACAACGUGCCUUUGUCGACCUUAACUA
Molecule: messenger RNA, 858 nt
Organism: Pseudovirgaria hyperparasitica
Lineage: Eukaryota; Fungi; Ascomycota; Dothideomycetes; Acrospermales; Acrospermaceae
Product: Pre protein translocase Sec Sec61-beta subunit
Exons: 3
Coding region: 84-416 (110 amino acids)
Biological process (GO): intracellular protein transport
Cellular component (GO): Sec61 translocon complex
Source: RefSeq, a predicted model, not a curated record